UUUUCUUCUUCCGCCGUCAACCGGAGCCGUGAGAACAGCACCGACACUGUCACACCGGAACCGGACGAUGGAGGGACAAGAGCCGCAUUAGAGGAGGAGAACCCGCCGCCAGCACGAGGAGGGAGGCCAGAGCGAACCCGGACGUCCGACCUCCGAGCUCCGAGCUCCUCCGCCGCCCGGCCGCCUCGACGCGCGGGUGCGGGAGGCAGCGAUGCGGCUUGGACGCUCCGACCUCGGCCAGCCGAAGCCCAACCGGGACCGGUAAACGUUGGACUGUAUCAGGUGUCCCGCCGCCCCUCGGACACGUGGAGAAGGUCAGCAGGACAUCCUCACCUGGCUGCAAGACUGCAGGUGCCGGCCAUGACCCCCGAGCCGCUUCGCCGCUGAGAGCCCGACGUGUCCUGGCGCCGCCAUGCUGAUCAAGGAGUACCGCAUCCCCAUGCCCAUGAGCGUGGAGGAGUACCGCAUCGCCCAGCUCUACAUGAUCCAGAAAAAGAGCCGCGAGGAGAGCUGCGGCGAGGGCAGCGGCGUGGAGAUCCUGGAGAACAAGCCGUACGAGGACGGGCCCGGAGGCUCGGGUCAGUACACGCACAAGGUCUACCACAUCGGCAAGCACAUCCCGUCCUGGUUCUGCUCCAUACUGCCUCAGGCUGCGCUGCGCGUCGAGGAGGAGUCGUGGAACGCUUACCCCUACACCAGGACCAGGUACACGUGUCCGUUUGUGGAGAAGUUCUCCAUCGACAUCGAGACGUAUUACAUGCCCGACACCGGAAACCAGCUGGACGUCUUCAACCUGUCCUCGGCAGAGAGGAGGCAGAGGACCGUAGACCCCAUUGACAUCGUCAAGGACUACAUCCCGCCUCACGAGUACCUGGCGGAGGAGGACCCCAGACUGUACCAGUCGGUCAGGACCAAGCGAGGUCCGCUGUGCGAGGACUGGAUCGAGGAGAUCAACCGGGGUCCCGGCCAGACCUCGGUCAUGUGCGCCUACAAGCUCUGCAAAGUGGAGUUCAGAUACUGGGGCAUGCAGUCCAAGAUAGAGCGCUUCAUCCACGACGUGGGCCUGCGCAAGGUGAUGGUGCGAGCCCACCGGCAGGCGUGGUGCUGGCAGGACGAGUGGUACGGCCUCACCAUCGAGGACAUCCGGCAGCUGGAGCUGGAGACGCAGCUGGCGCUGGCCAAGAAGAUGGCCCAGUUCAGCCUCAGCGACGAGCCGGGCUCCGAGGCCAACGGCUGCUCGGCCGGCCAGGCGCCGGCGCAGCGAGGCGACGCCGGUGGACCCGGCGCGGCCGCCGAGGCGGAGGGGGGCGGGGCUAGCCCGGGAGAGAGUCGAGGAGAGCUCACCAAGCAGUGGUCCACCUCGUCACGCUCCUCCAACAGGUCGUCCAAGAGAGGAGGAAGCCCCUCCCACCAGAGCAUCUCGGAGUGGAGGAUGCAGAGCAUCGCCCGCGACUCGGAGGACAGCACCGACGACGAAUUUUUCGACGCUCAAGAUGGUUUCUCCGACAGCGAGGAGCUGCUGCCCAAAGAGAUCACCAAGUGGAGCUCCAACGACCUGAUGGACAAAAUGGAGAGCAUGGAAGCGGACGUAGCCCAAGAGACGCUGUAUCCCGAGUCGACCGAGGACUUUGCCGCCAUCGCCAACAAGGAGACGCAAAUGGAGGCGUCCCAGCAGGGUCUUCAGCCCUCCAAGAUUCACGUCCUGGUCUUGGUCCUCCACGGGGGCAACAUUCUGGACACCGGCUCAGGCGAACAGAACAACAAGCAAGGCGACGUCAACACCCUGAGCGGCGCCUUCGAAGCGGUCAUGCGGGUCCACUACCCAACAGCGCUGGGCCGCAUCGCCAUCAGGACGGUGCCGUGUCCGGCGGUCUGCGUGGAGGCCUUCUCGCUGGUGUCCAACCUCAGCCCCUACAGCUACGACGAGGGCUGCCUGUCCAGCAGCCAGGACCACAUCCCGCUGGCCGCCCUGCCGCUCCUCGCCACCUCGGCGCCGCAGUACCAGGACGCGGUGGCCGCCGUCAUCCUGCGAGCCAAUCAGGUGUACGCCGACUUCAUCAGGUCUCUGGAAGGCGCCUCGUUUAAUGGACAGGUGUGCGUGAUCGGGGACUGUGUCGGAGGCAUCCUGGGCUUUGACGCCCUGUGCAGUAGUUCCAUCUUGGUGUCGGAGAGUCAGAACAGCAGCAGGCGGGGCAGCGCCGUCAGUGUGCAGGACACGGAGCUGCUCUCUCCGGGCAUCGUCAUCAACAGCAUCUCGCCGUCCCUGGAAGGCAGCCGCCACCUCAGCCGCAGCAACAUCGACAUCCCGCGCUGCUCGGGCCCCGACGACCCCAAGAAGCAGCUGCCGCGUAAGCGCAGCGACUCCUCCACCUACGAGCUGGACACCAUCAAGCACCACCAGGCCUUCCUGUCCAGCCUGCACUCCAGCGUGGUCCACGGCGAGGCGGGGUCGCGCCGCUCCAGCAACAGCACCAUGCUGGAUGGCACCUCCUUGGGGAAGUUCGACUUUGAGGUGACCGACUUCUUCUUGUUCGGAUCUCCCCUGGGACUGGUGCUGGCGCUGAGGAAGACCGUGGUGCCCUCCUUGGACGUGACGGCGCUGCGCCCGGCCUGCCAGCAGGUCUACAACCUGUUCCACCCGGCCGACCCGUCCGCCUCCCGCCUGGAGCCCCUCCUGGACAAGCGCUUCCACCUGCUGCCUCCCUUCAGCGUCCCCCGCUAUCAGCGCUUCCCCCUGGGGGACGGACUCUCCGCUCUCCUGGUGGAGACCGUGCAGAGCAACCCCCAGCUGCUGAUGGAGACGCCGGUGGGGGGCGGAGCUUCGCAUCGUGGGCAGGAGAGCGGCGUGCACGAGACCUCCAUCCCCGUGCCCGUCCUCAACUGGCCGUCCUCGCAGCACCACGCGGAAACCGACGCCCACAUCUCCGUGGACGCCCCCUGCCCACCCUCCACGUCCCCGGGGGUCCCUCACAUCCGCUGCCACCGCAGGGCCAGCGAGGCCAGCUUGGCCAGUCAGGUGUCGGGUCUGGCCGACUCCUACGCCGCCUCCAACCUCGCCAACACACGCCAGCCAGCGAGGAGGCCCAGCCUGCUGUCACACCUGCCCUACGGUAAACUGGCCUGCCGGACGCCGUCUUUGCGGUCGGCCAAGAAAAGCCGACAGGUGUCCCCGAGACAGUCCCAGAUGACCUCUGACCUCAGCGAGGUCACGUCUGACAUGGUUGAUUUCAGCUCGGCGCCCCCCUCCCCCGCGGUGCUGAGGAACUUAGAGCAAGUCGCGUCCCGCUGGUGGGGCAGCAAGAGGAUGGACUACGCCCUGUACUGCCCCAACGCCCUGACGGCCUUCCCCACCGUGGCUCUGCCGCACCUCUUCCACGCCUCCUACUGGGAGUCCACGGACGUGGUCUCCUUCCUGCUCCGACAGGUGAUGAGGCACGAGAACUCCAGGAUCCUGGAGCUGAACGGCAAAGAAGUGUCGGAGUUCACGCCGUCCAAACCCAGAGAGAAGUGGCUCCGUAAGCGCACGCACGUCAAGAUCCGGAACGUGACGGCCAACCACCGCGUCAACGACGCCGUGUUCGCCGAGGACGGCGCCCAGACGGUGACGGGUCGCUUCAUGUACGGCCCGCUGGACAUGGUCACGCUGACGGGAGAGAAGGUUGACGUCCACAUCAUGACCCAACCCCCCUCGGGGGAGUGGCUCUACUUCGACACGGGGGUCACCAACAGCAGCGGCCGCGUCUCCUACGUGCUGCCCGACAGGAAGAGGCUGGGGGUCGGGGUGUAUCCCGUCAAAAUGGUGGUCAGGGGAGACCACACCUCUGCAGACAGCUACCUGACCGUGGUGCCGCGGGGAACCGAGUUUGUGGUCUUCAGCAUCGACGGCUCCUUCGCCGCCAGCGUGUCCAUCAUGGGCAGCGACCCCAAGGUCCGAGCAGGAGCCGUGGAUGUGGUCAGGUACUGGCAGGACCUGGGCUACCUGAUCGUGUACGUGACGGGUCGCCCCGACAUGCAGAAGCAGCGCGUGGUGGCUUGGCUCUCUCAGCACAACUUCCCGCACGGCGUGGUCUCCUUCUGCGACGGGCUGGUCCACGACCCGCUCAGACACAAGGCCAACUUCCUCAGAUGCCUGGUCAACGAGGCCCAGAUGAGGAUCUUCGCCGCGUACGGGUCCAGCAAGGACAUCUCGGUGUACGCCAGCGUGGGCCUGCCCGCCUCCCACAUCUACAUCGUGGGAAGACCCACCAAGAAAAUGCAGCACCAGUGUCAGUUCAUUCCUGACGGGUACGCAUCGCACCUGUCCCAGCUGGAGUACAACCAGCGCUCCCGUCCCGCCAAGUCAGCCGGCGCCCGCGUGGUCCUCCGCAAGAGCAGCUUCGGGCUGGGGGCGGCGGCGGGGGACUUCCUCCGCAAGCGCAACCACAUCUUCCGCACCAUUUCCUCGCAGCAGCCGGGCCGGACCGAGCGAACGCUGAGCCAGUGCGAGGCGGACCGCGGCGUGUCUGCGGCGGCGGCGGCGGCCACCCAGAGGAGCAUGAGCAUCGCGGCGGGGUGCUGGGGCCGCAGCGGGAGCACCAAGGAGGGCAGCGCGGGGUUACUUGGCCCCAAGUGAGCUCGCCCGGGCCGGCCUGAGCCACCGUGAUCUCUGGACGGGGCGAACACCUUGUGUAUUUUAUAUCAGAAGGAGUGGACUCAUCACGCCAACAAAGACAAUUAUGUAGCAUGACUCUUUUACACUAACACUUUUUUUAAUAGGCUCUGAAAACAUCAAGGAAGGGUUUGAUUCAUGAUUAUAAUAAGCCUUAAACCCCCACAUCUCAUACUCAUUUUGUAGAAAAGCUGUCCACAAACAUUUAUUUUAUCGCCAACAUUCACACAGGAAGUAGGUGUGUUGACCUUGUCCGCCAUUUUAAUUGCCACCCUUAAACAUACUUGCCAGCCCUCUCGGAUUUUCCGGGAGACUCCCGAAAUUCAGCGCCUCUCCCGAAAACCUCCGGGCACAAAUUUUCUCCCGAAAUUCAGGCGGAGUUGGAGGCCACGCCUCCUCCAGCUCCAUGCGGACCUAAGUGACGUGUAUAAAGAGCGUGUCUGCCCAAUGACGUUAUAACUGUAGAAUGAUCGAGGGCGAGUUCUUGGUUUCUUAUGUGGGUUUAUUGUUAGGCAGUUUCAUUAACGUACUCCCUGCGCGGUAAAACAACACAAAACAACAGCAGUCCGUUUUCGUCUAGCGUAAAGCAGUUUGUCUGCCAAACAGCAAUGUUGUGACACUCUUAAACAGGACAAUACUGCCAUCUACAUGCAUUUGGUUAGAAAAACAAGUUUGGAUAAUUCAACCCUUAACUCAACAAUGAGUAGAUGAGUGUUAUGUGUGUAUAAAUGUGUAAAUAAAUGAACACUGAAAUUCAA
Molecule: messenger RNA, 5406 nt
Organism: Nerophis ophidion (straightnose pipefish)
Lineage: Eukaryota; Metazoa; Chordata; Actinopteri; Syngnathiformes; Syngnathidae
Product: membrane-associated phosphatidylinositol transfer protein 2-like
Exons: 28
Coding region: 413-4612 (1399 amino acids)
Biological process (GO): phospholipid transport
Cellular component (GO): cytoplasm
Molecular function (GO): phosphatidylinositol transfer activity; metal ion binding; phosphatidylcholine binding
Source: RefSeq, a predicted model, not a curated record